Messenger RNA from Cotesia glomerata, 5411 nucleotides. Its product is annotated as protein FAM135A. NCBI's taxonomy places the organism in Eukaryota, Metazoa, Arthropoda, Insecta, Hymenoptera, Braconidae. Bases 761 to 5194 code for a protein of 1477 amino acids. The transcript has 17 exons. The record is from RefSeq and is a predicted model, not a curated record.
GUAAAGGCCCGACGUACUCGCGCGCGGUCGCGGUCGCUACUCGUGUCCCAGCUAGCAUAUGAGCACCAUCCGGCGCAGUGAAACAGGACAAAUAAUCACUAGAUUAUUUCCUUCGAGUGAUUUUUUUCAAAAAUAAUUACCAAGUUUCAUUUUAUUUUUCCCGAUAAAAAUUUAUUGAUUUUUUUCGGAGUGAAUUAAGUGGAUUUCCAGUCAGUGUCCCCUAUACAGGGGAGAAAGCUAAGGACAUACGUGAAAAGAGAAAGGACUAGACACGCCUGACGAUGGAUUACGGCGGAGGUGGGCUAAUGCAACGAGAGCUUUCAUUAUUUACUUAAAAUCAAGGUUAAUUAAAGCCUAAUGAAGGUAGACAGGCGUCACACACGAUGAUAAAAUGUAGGAAGAUGAGGUCGAGAGCGGUAGAAGAUAUUCCUCGGAGGAAGUGUCAAGAGAAAGAGAGGUUUCAGCCUUAAAGUUUUCGAAAUAAGUAACGAUGUAGACUCUGGUGCCUUGGCCAUCACCGUAGUCUUUCCUGUCAGUGAUAUUGCCGGUGGGCUGUAUUGCGAGCCGGUACCAGUGCGGGGAAACUCUCAAGGAAGGAUAAGAGGAUAAGAGGAGGACGAGAAAGUAAAUAGCCGAGGGGACCUCGAGAAAAGACGUGCCGGGUUAUACUACCGCUAUAUAACGACCAAGACCGUACAUCGAGGAGGCUUCUCACUCAAAGAAGCAGAGGGUGAAGGCUCACGCAGAAAAUCGCCGAGCGAUGAGCGAUUUACAGGCCACCCUCGAGUUCUCCCUCGAGCUUUGCAAAUUCUACAAUGUUGAUCUCUUUCAACGCGGGUACUAUCAAAUCCGAACAGCUCUCAGGGUAUCACCUAAACUGCCAAUUAAAGUGGAAGUCGAUCAACUCCGUAAUCAUAAGCGCUCGUUAGAGAACAUGGACCCGCCGGGAACGAGCAAGCGUUUCCAGAUCCUCUACAGGAACGAAGAAGUGACUCUAGGAACAUCCGUGCUCUUCCGCGCUCACGUGCUCGUGCACAGUCACAAGAUCGAAGAGGCUCUCUCCCGGACUCACUUCAAUCUCGGCGUCGAGCUAUGGUUCAGCGAGCCCACCCAGCCGGGAAAUAUGGCAUGUGUGUCAUCAAGAGCGUUGCAGCUGAAUUUCGUACCAACAAAGGGGCUUCACUAUCAUUUACCGGUGCUCUUUGACUACUUUCAUCUGGCAGCGGUAUCCAUAACGAUCCACGCCUGUCUCGUCGCGCUCCAUCAGCCUUUCGUUAAGAAGAGCAUACUUCACUAUGUACAAAGCUGCGCACCUAGGAGUGGAAAACCUUGGUUACAGUUCAAACAGCCAACGGCUAAUGGCGCAGACAGUACUGCCUUCUUGAACAUUGAAACAACGACAAGAUGCGUAGGAUCAACAGCGCGAACACAGCACGCGCGAGCGACGCAAAGGGAAGUCACGCGAAUAUUAUUAACAGCUCGCGAAAACUUGCUGAAUGACAUCGCAGACUUGGCAAGGCUCUUGCCGUCUCGAGAGCAGCGGGAUCUGGAAAUCGCCGAGCGUAAGCACAAGGAGGCGAGCAAGAUGAUUGACACCGACGAGGUUGACAUCGCACAACUUUGCGCACAAAAUAUCGUCCUCUGGCACAUUUUCCUUGAGGCUUUCUCCAAGCAGGAGGCUGUGCACCAGCAUUUAGCUCGGAUUCACCAUCAACUUCGCGUUAAACGGUUCUCUGAAGGGUUCUUUGUCCUCGAGAAUCCACGAACAUCAGCGGCAGGCUGCUACGAUGCAAAUUAUCAAUCUUAUCAAGCGGUGAGUGAAGCGGCCCGGAGAUCGCGUUACUUGGCGGCUCUUCCACCCUUGCCGGUUCACUGUCCUGAGCUUGACGGCGAUCUCAAUUCCCUUCCUUUGAUAUUCGAGGACAAUUACGCCGACAUGCAACAGAGGCAUCGUAAUAGCGUUCCCAGCAUAGAAGACUGCAGCUGCGGGAUAUCCGCGAUCCUGGAGUCCCGCGGGUCCAGCGUCUGGUCGCCCCGCAGCGAAGGAGCCGCCCAGGACAUCGCCUCGAUCCAGGCCAGGCUGUCUCUAGGACCAACCUCGCUCCCAGCUCGUCACAGCAAGUCCUUGGACCAGUUGGGCCCUGAAAUAGCCAGCCCGCAGCCCAGAACUUCGCCGAAAACGCUUCCGAGGUCUGCGUCGACACAACUAUUCCCUCGGCAGCGGUCAGGAGGACGCAAUCCAACUCCGCCGACCUCAGUGCCCUCCAAGGGGAGGUCUCGAUCCCAGGCUCCGCUUCACACUGCUCGGAGCACCACGCUCUUUCCUCCCUCGGGUCAGCAGCAGGCUUUCUCCGCGCCGAACCCGUCUCUAGGGUCGACGCCAGUAAUGCCGCUCCCACGAGCAAAAUCAACCCAAAUGUUGGUCGCAAACUCCGGGCACGAGUACAUGCAACCCUCGACAUCAAUAACCUCGCUGUUAGCCGCGAUGUUUCCCGAGCUACCGCCGAAUGGACACUUCCCGGGGUAUCGACCUUCGAACAAGACCUGCGAAUUCGGAAUUCCCUCCUGCAACUUUGACUUGAAUAAUAAAUUCGGGUCCUUUGACAGCAAUCACAAGUCGGAGUCUAACAGCACCGGGAACCAGCGGAUACGACUGGAGCCCCGAAGCCAUCGGCUCUUCCACCCCGACAAGUCGCUCAACAUCCCGAACGGAGUGUUUGAUCAAACCAAUUCCGGCAACAUGCGAUCCGCGACCCUGGAUCGCGUGACCUAUCGCGGGAACCACCGGAAGCAGGCUGCCAAGAGUAACACCGACAACCGGCGGUAUCACACCCUAGGGAAGUCUUCCGGACACCCGGAGAGAGUAAAGUCCCAGGACUUCCUUAAUACUUUGAACGGAGACGCUCAGAGCCACACUUUGCUUGUUGAUCCUUUGAACAAGAGGUUUAGUGGGGUUUACGGCGACAUCAAUGUCGAUUCCUUUUUCUACAGAACCAACGGGACCAGUGGAAAGAACUCUGACCGCCCGAAGAGACCCAAGAGUACUGAGAGGCUCUUUGAUGUUGGUCGGGUCGAUUACUCCCAGGAUAAGGAGAAUUAUGAACGCGAUAGAUAUAUCAAUUCACGGGACAAGGACAAGGCCAACAAGAAGCCGGAGAAAAGCAAGGUCGAAAAAGAGCCAGUGUACGAAGUUAUCGCGCUAAUGAUCGACACGAACCCUGUAGAAGAAAGACGGCGAGGUCGCCGACCGCAUUCCGCCCCCGCAAUUGACGGGGAAGUCAAAGAAGACUUGGUAAAUUCUUCCAACAACAAAAAAUGUCAUCAUCGCGGCCGCAAGCCUCCCCCACCUCCCCCGCCAUCAGUCCCACCUCCAUACGACGAAAAGGACGCGAUGGAUUUGCCCCUGCCUUUGCCUCUGCCUCCGAUGCCGGGGAACAAGUACCGAAGUCAGAUGUCGAGCCUCCAGGAGGUGGAGAACGGGAGCAAGGUCAAUCUGAAGGUCGAGGGGCUUGAAAAUGGGAUUGUUUCUUCGACCUCGACGGACGAAUCGCCCUCCCCCGGAGUUCCAGAGCCAAAUGCCAAAAGACUGAGAUGUGCGAGCGUUCCCGUGGCACAGAACAAGGUGGUCGUGCCCCGGAGCGCAGUUUCGUUGCCUUGUAUGCCAAUUAGGGAUAGCAAAGAGCUCCUAGGCGCUGACUUGCUCGCUGUUCCUCCCAGUCCGCCGUCCUCCAGGCCCAGCAGUCCCGCCAGCAGCACAGAUUCUAAUAAUUUGACCUCCGAGUGCUCUGGGUGGGUUAGCAGCGGGGAUACUUCCAGUUCUGAACAAAAACGCAAAGGAGAGAAAAAGAUGAACAUAAACAAAAUCCCAGGGGCAAAAGACAAGAAAAGUAAAACAAAGAGCGGCAAAGAAAAGAUAACAGAGCAUUCUUACGAAGAAGUGCGACUCCCACCGCCGAAGAUGUUCCAAGACGAGCCCCCGCCUCCAGAAGCAUUCAGAGACCCAGCCCCCGCCCCGGUUCCGAUGGUCGACAACCCGCUCUACCACGUUUACGAGACCGUGAAGCGCGCCAGGAGUCCAAAGCAGAACAAAACCGCCCCUUGCAGCCCCCAGAAGAGCCGCGACAGGGCUGAAAGGGAGCGAGAGAGUGUCUACGCGAGGGACUUUUGUCUGGACUGCUACCAAGAAGGCAAAGAGCUGCUCCAGUCUACGCAGGAUGAUGUCAUUAACUUCAAAAAAUGCAAGGAGGAGUUCAAAAGACAGAUGAGCUUCUCCGGGAAAAUGUACAGAUUCUUUCAAUCGAAUUCCAGCGACUACACCGGCGUGGCCAGCAGCCUUCCUUACUUCAACAUCAGCGACGAGUACAGGAUAUUCGCUCCCGAGGGACCUCAUCUUAUUAUUUGCGUUCACGGGCUGGAAGGGAACGCUGCUGACUUGAGACUCGUUAAAACUUAUCUUGAGCUCGGGUUACCCGGGGCUCAUUUGGAUUUUCUUAUGUCUGAGAGAAAUCAGGGUGAUACAUUUUCGGAUUUCGACACAAUGACUGACCGACUGGUGGAGGAGAUCCUCCACCACAUAGACACAUCAGGAUUAAACCCCACGAAAGUAAGUUUCAUUGGGCACUCACUGGGGACCAUAAUAAUACGCAGUGCAUUAACGAGGCCACAACUGAGGCCACUGUUGUCGAGACUCCACACAUUUCUCAGUCUAAGUGGCCCACAUCUAGGAACUCUCUACAACACGAGUGGACUUGUCAAUGCCGGAAUGUGGUUCAUGCAGAAAUGGAAAAAGUCCGGAUCUCUGCUGCAGCUCGCAAUGAAGGAUGCUUCAGAUGUUAGAAGAUCUUUCAUGUUCCGACUGAGUCAGAAGAGCAACUUGCAGAGGUUCAAACACGUCUUGCUCUGUGGUAGUGCUCAAGAUAGAUACGUUCCUCUCCACUCGGCCCGGAUCGAACUCUGCAAAGCUGCCGUACGUGAUCCAACUGACCAAGGUACCGCGUACAGAGAAAUGGUCCACAAUAUUUUGUAUCCUAUAAUGUCAGCCUCAGGUGUCAGUCUCGUACGCUAUGAUGUCCAUCAUGCAUUACCACCAACGGCAAACGCAUUGAUUGGACGCGCUGCUCAUAUCGCCGUCCUUGACUCUGAAUUAUUUAUUGAGAAGUUCCUUCUUGUCGCGGGACUCAAGUACUUCAGAUAAGCCACCACUUAAUGAUAAUUACAAUUAUAAUUAUUGUUUAUUAUUUACUAUUGACUAUUACUACUUUAAGUAACAAUUAUUGAUAAACAGUGACAUCACAAUGACCAUUAAGGAAAUUUUUAAACUAAUAAUAUCGUCGUUUUUUACUAAUUUAAUAAUAAUCAUUUUUUCUCGUUUAUUUUUUGCAGAGCUUUUCAUUAUUCUAUAAUUGUAAUUG